AGUGUGUAGUAAGCGUGAUAAGAGUGUAGAGGUGUAGAAGAGGAGCAGUGAUGGCGGCGAGCCCCUGCCAGGGAGGUGAGCAGUGAUGGCGCCCACCGUCAGGAGCCGGGGAGGACCCCACACCAGGAAGGAGAAGGAACUCCUCAAGCGGCAGGCCAGUAGUAAAGAAGCGCUUCCUGUCCCUGACAAGGUUGCUGAAAACAUUGGCCGACGAGUAAGUUCCAGGAAGCAGAACAAGGAACAUGCAGGAGCCAAUGUCGUGGGUGUCGUGGAGCCCUGGACACCUGGCUCAUACACAGCCCUCAAAGCCUUACUCUCAGCCCGUCUAUGUGCUGCCAUAUGGGCUCUGAUUAACGAUUGUGAUGAAACGUACAACUAUUGGGAGCCUACACACUUCUUGUUGUAUGGAAAAGGAUUCCAAACGUGGGAAUAUGCUCCUCAGUAUGCCCUCCGCUCCUACACCUACAUCCUCAUCCAUGCAGUUCCUGGCUGGAUAUAUUCCAAUCUGUUGCAAUCGAACCGCAUGCUUGUAUUCUUCUUUAUACGGUGCAUGCUGGCCUUGGGCUGCUCAGGCUGUGAACUCUACUUUUACAGAGGAAUAUGUAAGGAAUUUGGAGCAAAUGUUGGCAGGGUGACACUGGGCAUCUUGGUAUUUUCUGCUGGCAUGUUUAUUUCCUCAACAGCAUAUCUGCCCUCCAGCUUUGCUAUGUACAUGACAUUGAUGUCUAUGGGAGCUUGGUAUCACCAGUCUUAUGAGCUUGCCAUAUUUACUACAGCCGUGUCAACCUUCCUUGGCUGGCCCUUUGCUGGAGCUAUAGGGAUUCCAAUUGCUUAUGACAUUGUGUUUCGAAAGAAGCAAGUUAUGAUGUUCAUCAAAUGGUGCAUCAUCUCUGCUGGUACAGUUUUGAUACCCAUGAUUCAGAUCGAUUCUCAGUACUUUGGACGUUUAGUGAUUGCUCCACUCAACAUUGUGGUGUACAACAUCUUCACUUCUCAUGGCCCAGACUUGUAUGGUACAGAACCAUGGACUUUCUAUAUCUUCAAUGGUUUCCUCAACUUUAACAUUAUAUUUUUAGCAGCACUAGCUUCACUCCCUGUAUAUGGCGUGAUGUCAUAUGUGAUGCAACUACCAAAGAAGAAUAGUGCGUAUCUUCCCUUGUGGUUGAGCCUGUCUCCCAUGUACCUGUGGCUGAGCAUCUUCAUGUUGCAGCCACACAAGGAGGAGCGCUUCCUCUUCCCUGUGUACCCUCUCUUCUGUCUCUCGGGAGCUGUUACUGUUGAUUGCUGUCAGAAGCUGUGGUCAUUACUCUUGACAGUAAAGCGCCAGCACUAUUUGAAUCACACCAACUGGCUUGCCCUCACUGUUGUCAUCAUCACUUCCACACUUGGUGUUUCACGCAUUGUUGGCCAGUAUAGAGCAUACCAUGCACCACUAGAAACCUUCAUGGAGUUGAAUCGGCUGGCAGCCGAGGAAGGCUUUCCGUCAGACCGCACCAUUAAUGUGUGUGUGGGCAAGGAGUGGCACAGGUUUCCCUCGUCUUUUUUUCUUCCUGGCUUAAAUUGGAAUCUUCAGUUCAUUGAAAGUGAAUUCAGAGGUCAGUUACCAAAGCCCUAUUCCAAAGAAGCCAAUGGGACUAGCAUUAUUCCUGAUAAAAUGAAUAAUGCAAAUAUUGAGGAGAAAUCCAGAUAUGUGUCACUGAGCAAUUGCCACUUUCUGGUAGACCUGGACAGAGAGGAGGAAACGGCAAGAGAGCCUCGUUACUCAAAACGCACUUCGGAGUGGACUGUGCUGCUUACUGUACCGUUCAUGGAUGCUGCCAGAUCUCAUCGAUUUUUCCGUGCUUUUUAUGUUCCCUUCCUCACCGAGCGACACUGCACGUACAUUAAUUACACUCUGAUGAAAUCCACCAAAUGGAAACCCAAAAGUAAAUAUGCUGGGCAUUUAUAGUAACAAUAGCGGGAUUAGUGUGUGUGUGUGCGUGUAAUAUGUAUGAAUGUAACAUGUGUUUCUAAGAAGAAAAAAACUUUAAAAACUGUCGGUUACCUGGCUAUUAUUCCAGCACUGGUGAAGCAGAGGACUUGGGCCAACUGUGAUUAGUGCAAAAGUAAUUUAAACCAGCUUUGUAUAUUGCAACUUGGUCUAUUGUUGUCCACCUACGCAUUUUUUUUUUUAUAUUCAUUGGACUCCUAAGUUUGUAAUAUAUUAACAUUAAGGAAUGUUUAAUAAAAAGAUUUAUUAUUUAACAUGACUAUUUUUGCUUUUGAUGGAAUGUUUAUAAAGUGAGAAUCUGUUUGCCUUAUAAAUGUCGCAUGUUAAUUCACAUACAGUACUGUAAUGUUCUUGCAAAAAAAAAAUUGAUGUGACUGCUACCAUUCUUGAGAUGAUUAUCUUGAGAUGAUUGUGUUUAUACUGUGUGUAGAUUUUCCAUAUUUGUAAAUCUAUUGGUUAAGAAAAGCUUAGUCUAUUUGGCAAAAGAGAUGGCAUCACAAGUGUUAUUCAUCUUUAGUGUGCAUUGAUCAUUGAAAUUAAAAAUUGUCCCCAAUAGAACAUUUUACUUGCGCUGAAGUACCUGUAGCUAGGCAGUCGAACAUUCCGUUUGAACCACCAGUAUUGUUUAAUAUGCAUGAUGGGAGAUUACCAGUGUUGGGGUGGGAGUGUGCAUGCUGGUGAUUGUCCAACUACCACUUUCAUUGGUCAUCAUAGAAGGGUUUGGUUGGUCAUCGAGCAGAUUCUAUCUAGAAAGGAAAUGCUAAUUUUUUUUUGUGUGUGUGUGUGUGUGUGUGUGUGUGUGUGUGUGUGUGUGUGUAUUCAGGCACAGGCUCAUUCAUACACACUUUCAUUCAUACAUGUACUAAAUUUAUUGAUAUUUAAAUCACGGGUGUAAAAAUGCAUGCUUACUCUUUCAUUAUCUUCAUCUCCCUCUUCCUCUCUCUCCCCCUCUUCCUCCUCUUCCCUCUCUCCCAUCUUCCUCCUUCUUUUCCCUCUUCCUCCUCAUUUUCCCUCUUCUUUUCCUUCUUUCCCACUUUCUCCUUCCACAUAUCCCCUUCCGAGUUCUCUCUCUCCCCCCUUCCAUUUUCCCCUUUCCACUCUCCCCUUCCAAGUCCCCUUUCCAACUCUCCCCUUCCAAGUCCCCUUUCCAACUCUCCCCUUCCGUGUCCCCUUUUCAUCUUCCAUAUCCCUUUUCCCAUAUCUCCUUAUCCUUUUUUAUCCCCUAUUUAUCCUCCUGGCAUCUCUAUCUCCCAUAGCAUUUUCUCCCUCCAUUCUUUCUGCAUUUUUCUUUUCUCCAUUUCACCUGCACCAUCAGUCACAAUCUCUGUUGUUUCUGUUAGGUAGUAAGUUUUCGGGUAAACAGCUGCUUCUCUGACCAAGAAGCUUUGUAUGGUUAAUUAUGAUUGGACAAUAUUUUGAAAGAAAUCAUCAUUUACUUUUCAUGUAAUCAUUUCUUUAAAGAUGAAAAUACCAGUUAAUAAUGAAGAGAAUUUUUCAGUAUUUUUUUAUUAACCAUUCAAAUGCCAUUGUAAUAUUUACAAUAAUACAAGUACUGUACUAGUAAUUAUUACAUAUUUGUAUAAAUUAAGGAACUUGGUUUGUAAGGUUUUGUAAAAUAAAUUUGAUGAA
Messenger RNA from Procambarus clarkii (red swamp crayfish), 3619 nucleotides. It is a transcript of the gene Alg9, whose product is annotated as alpha-1,2-mannosyltransferase Alg9. NCBI's taxonomy places the organism in Eukaryota, Metazoa, Arthropoda, Malacostraca, Decapoda, Cambaridae. Gene Ontology annotation, cellular component: endoplasmic reticulum membrane. Gene Ontology annotation, molecular function: alpha-1,2-mannosyltransferase activity. Gene Ontology annotation, biological process: protein N-linked glycosylation. The record is from RefSeq and is a predicted model, not a curated record.